Messenger RNA from Mollisia scopiformis, 774 nucleotides. RefSeq lists its product as uncharacterized. NCBI's taxonomy places the organism in Eukaryota, Fungi, Ascomycota, Leotiomycetes, Helotiales, Mollisiaceae. Bases 251 to 721 code for a protein of 156 amino acids. The transcript has 3 exons. The record is from RefSeq and is a predicted model, not a curated record.
UCGGAGUGACCCCCACUGAAUGCUCACUUGACUGGUUUCUGAAUAGCGACAUUUUGAUCUAGACUGCACGAACAUAUAUAUAAUUAUCAACAAUACUCAAUCCUCGAUCAUCUUUCUUCACCAAAUACACCAUUUCCACAAACACUUCAAUUCCACUACAACGAGUCCUACCGAAAGAUCAACAUCGAAAACCGUCAAAAAGACCAAGCAAAACUCGAAAAGUCGCCAACCACCAAAAUAAGCAUUCAAAAUGACCAUCCUAACGCCAUCACCAAAUCCCACCAAAAUCCUCAACCGCUCCUCAACCCACAACAUCCUCACUAUUCUCUCUCCCGCCUUCUCAAAUUCCAUCUACCUCGCCACAAUCCUCCAAAAGCUCCUCAGCACAACGACCAUCUUCCUGGUUUUCCGCGCAUACCUGCUCUCCUUGAUCCUCUUACAACAAUCAUACUACAUCUCCUCCAUCCUGCUCCUACAAUCUUACUACCUAUCCCAAUUCACAUAUUGGGUUUCCGGGAUCGCGGCGAAAGGAGGCUAUUGGGGUGUUAAGACAGGAGCCGGCAUCAGCUGGAAGGCGUUGGAGCCAGUGAGGAAUAAGUUGUUCAAGGAGUUCAUGAUCUUUGUGCUCGGGGCUGGCAAUGGAGUUUUCCUUGCCGUUUUCUGGCCGGGGUGGUUAGUGGUUGGACCUACGGUUUUCGGAGUUUGGUGUUUAUGCGUGUGAAAGGCGCGGCGUGGUGUCACUGAGCAAGAAACAGAAUAAAGCGUCUUAUUCUA